This is a messenger RNA of Ipomoea triloba (trilobed morning glory), 1192 nucleotides long. RefSeq names its product peroxidase 55. The coding region runs from base 45 to 1025 and encodes 326 amino acids. Gene Ontology annotation, molecular function: peroxidase activity; heme binding. The transcript is spliced from 3 exons. The record is from RefSeq and is a predicted model, not a curated record. NCBI's taxonomy places the organism in Eukaryota, Viridiplantae, Streptophyta, Magnoliopsida, Solanales, Convolvulaceae. Gene Ontology annotation, biological process: hydrogen peroxide catabolic process; response to oxidative stress.
CCACAGAAAAAAAAAAAAAAAAAAAAAAGAGUGAGAAGAAGAAAAUGGGGAUGGGGAGAUGGAAAGGCAGCUUGCGUUUCUUCAUCAUCAUCAUCAUGAUCACGCUAAUUGAAUGGAGAGCAGAAGGGCAACUAGCAGAGAAUUUCUAUGCUUCUACUUGUCCUAAUGUGGAACUCAUAGUUCAGCAGGUUGUGGGCACAAAAUUCGCCCAGACUUUUGUCACAGUACCCGCCACUCUUCGUCUCUUCUUCCAUGACUGCUUUGUUGAGGGAUGUGAUGCUUCUGUGAUCAUUGCUUCACCAAACGGAGAUGCAGAAAAAGAUUCAUCAGAUAAUCUCUCUCUGGCUGGGGAUGGCUUUGACACUGUUGUGAAGGCUAAGCAAGCAGUAGAGGCUGUGUGUCCCGGAGUAGUAUCAUGUGCUGACAUCCUGGCUAUUGCUGCCAGAGAUGUUGUAGUCUUGGCUGGGGGCCCUGCAUUCAACGUCGAAUUGGGGCGCCGCGAUGGUCUCGUCUCCAAGGCAUCUCGAGUCAAAGGAAACCUGCCAGAACCAACAUUCAACCUUAAUCAGCUCACCAGCAUGUUUGCAAAACACAACCUUAGCCAACUCGACAUGAUUGCCCUUUCAGGAGCCCAUACCGUCGGGUUUUCCCACUGCGACCGCUUUGCACAGAGGAUCUACUCCAGCCCGGUGGAUCCUAGCCUGGAUCCCAGCUAUGCUCAGCAGCUUAUGCAAGAUUGCCCCCGGAACGUCGACCCCACCAUAGCCAUCAACAUGGACCCCACAACUCCCCGGGCUUUCGACAACGUUUAUUACCAGAACCUGGUUGCUGGGAAGGGGCUGUUCACUUCAGACCAGGUGCUCUUCACUGACACAGACUCUCGCACCACUGUUGAGGAUUUUGCCAAAAACCCUCUUGAUUUCAAUGGAGCUUUUGCUUCUGCAAUGAGAAAGCUUGGCAGGGUUGGUGUCAAAACUGGUAGCCAAGGUGAAAUUAGGCUGGACUGCAGCAAGUUCAAUUCAUAAAACCCAAACCCACAAUUUCACAACCACUGCUUUGCAAUAAACAAUAAUGGAUUUUUAGUUUUGUACAAUCUCUGUCAGUCAAAAUGUUCAUAUAUAGUCAGUCUGGAAAUGAUUGUUUUCUUUGGAAAUUCUGUUAUCAUCAAUAAACUCUGAAAUGAAGUGCAUUA